UGUGGGGUGGCGAGGUGCCGGCCUGCUGGCAGGGCCCUGGGCGCUCCUGCUCUCGCAGACGUUCCUGCGUUGCCGUCCCACACCGGCGGCUUCUGCUUUACCUCCAUCACAGCUCCCUUUGCUCUUGCCUUCAGGCCGCAAGAGCGAGUCUCCUAGAGCUGGCAGAUAAAAUAUCUGUUGUUUUGGAAGAGACAUUGUUCACAGUAAGUGAAGUGUCCAUAAUUUAAAAAAAAAAAGGGGGGGGGAGGAGGAGAUGCAGAACGCUGAAGAGGAUGACAUGACAUGUGGAGACUUGGGGAAUGGACUUGGGAGAAGACCUGGAGGCAUCUAUGAAGUGGAAGAUUUACAAAACUCCUAUCCAUUUAGAUCUAGGAAAGGGUCUGCAAAGGUUUGCAGCACUCUCUUGUCAACAAAGAGAGGGGAAGAAAAUGAUGCUGCGGUUCAUCCCUGUUUAAAACAAAGCAGUUCUUAUGAUGGAUCAUCCAAAAAGCUUGGAGUUGUAGUCACUAGUUGGACCCAACAAAAUAGCUGUGAGUCUAAUUGUGAAGUAUCAAAUAAAGAACUGAAGCAACAACUUCGAGAAGCUCUAGAGGAAAUUGAAAUUUUAAAAGUUGAGCUUGAAGCUUCUCAAAGACAGCUUGAAGGAAAAGAUGAAGCCCUAAGAAUUCUACAGAACGUGGCAGUAUUUAAUAAAGCCACUAGUCAUACAAAAGCAAUGCUUCAAAAAACUGAGGAAGAAAAGAGAGCUUUAGAAAAGGAAAUAAAUACUUUGCAAUGGGAAAUUGAGUUUGAUCAGGAUAGAUUUAAAAACAUAGAAGAGACAUGGACAGAAAAAUAUGACAGGAUACAUUGUGAAAAUGCAGCUCUUAAGGAAACGUUGAAACUGAGAACAGAAGAAGUUAAAACUCUUAAAUCUGAAAAUGCAAUUUUGAAUCAGCAGUGCUUGGAAUUUCUUGCAAUGCUUGAUGUGAAACAACAGAAGGUUAUUCAGGAAAAUAUGUCCUGGAAUAAAAGUGACCUUACAGAUGUUACAGGUCUUGAACUGGCAGUUCUUGGAGCCUGCACCUGCAGUGCUUCUGGAGGGCAACCUUGUUCCUGUGCUAAAAUGUCAGCUGUAACUCGAAAGCAACUUCUUCAGCUCAAGCAAGAGAUUGAACUUCUAAAGAAGAGUAAAGAUGAAGCUUAUAUAAUGGCAGAUGCCUUCAGAAUUGCAUUUGAGCAACAGCUAAUGCAGAGGAAGGACCAGGCCCUGAGGUUUGCAGAAGUGAAUAAGAUUAAAAAGGAAACAAAAUUUAUAAGCUGGAGACGUCUGAAAGAAGAUGGACGUGUCAAGUUGCAAGGAAACAAGAAAAGUCUGGGACAAAAAUUGUCAGGCCUGCUGUCUUCAGGUGUGGACUGUAGGAAAGUUGAAGAACUAGACAAUCCUCAUGAAAUCCUUAAGAUGUUAAUUGAUUUGCUAAAUGACAAAGAAGAGGCUUUGGCUCAUCAGAGAAAAGUUAGUUACAUGCUAGCUCGUGCAAUGGAGAUGAAAGAGGAUGCUUCAGAACAAAAUAAAGAAAAUCACACUCUGAGGAAUCGUCAAUAUAAAGCCUUGCAAUCCCAAGGGUCAGCUGAUCUUGUAUACACGUGCAGCAAAAACCUUGGUUCUCAAAACAGUAUUUUCCCUAUUUCCAAUACAGAAACAUUUGAAAAUUCAGUAAAAAUGCUUCGAAAAUCACAUUCUUGGCCAUCAGAGACUGUGCACUAUGAAGAAAAUGAUUCACAUAGAAAAACAGAUGAAACCGUUGUGAUCUCAAUAUAGUCAUCAGCUGGGAUAAAGUUGUUUUUAAAAAAAUCUUUUGGAAAUGCCUAAAAAUAAAGAAGCCUGCAGAAACUGAGCUCUUUCUUUGUAAAACUUGGAAUUAAAUGCUAAUUAGCACCUAAUUUUGAUUAGCAUCUAAGAAGAAAAAACCUAUUUUAUCAACAUUUCUUUUGGAGAUACUUCAACACUGAUGUUAAAAACAAGCAAGAUGAUUCUCAAAUUGUAAAGCCUUUUCUGUUUUGACAGUUUCCUCUGGCCCUGAGUGCCUUCUGCUGGGACAGUCAUGACAAAUUUUGUCAGAAUUAGGAAAAUGACUUUAAUGUAGAUUAGUGAUUUUUUUCUAUAAGGAAAGGUUAUUCUUUUACUUUUUUUUUUCAUAGUACAACUGAUAACCAAAAUAAAGUUCACUGAGAAAUUAAAGAAUUACCUGUAUUGUUUUCCAUCUUUAGGGUGUACUGAAAAGAAGGUGUACAUAAGGUAUGGAAAGGAAAGUGCUGUAUUAUAUUGAUUUUGUAGUUCCCUAAAAUGACACCAACACUGGACACAUUUCAAAAGACUGUGUAUGUAAGAAAUAGUAGACUGCAAUUUGUAGACUGCAAUAGUAGAGUGAAUUUGGGUGUGAUUUCAGAGAUUGACUAUUUAUAUUUUUCAUACGACUUUUGAUUAUUUACUGAGUCAUUAAAACUAAAGAAAAAUUUUUC
Messenger RNA from Dromaius novaehollandiae (emu), 2502 nucleotides. RefSeq names its product coiled-coil domain-containing protein 125. Gene Ontology annotation, biological process: negative regulation of cell motility; negative regulation of Rho protein signal transduction. Gene Ontology annotation, cellular component: cytoplasm. The record is from RefSeq and is a predicted model, not a curated record. Bases 254 to 1801 code for a protein of 515 amino acids. Lineage: Eukaryota; Metazoa; Chordata; Aves; Casuariiformes; Dromaiidae. The transcript is spliced from 12 exons.